UGUCGCAAUAUACUUCUUUUGAAGUUGCAGCUUAAAUAAAUCAAAUAAGAGAAAUUAUAUUUUUUACGGUUUGAAUGAUUUCUUUAACGUUCCAGGUGUGAUUCCACCUUUUGUUUACCCAUGUCAUAUGCAGUUCCUAAAUUAUUGGCAAGUAGCCUAGUUUACUGUUUAGUAGAAUAAAGAAUUUGAACUACUGAGAUUUAAAAAACACAAAAUUGUUUGUCUCAAUUUAUGAACUUUGUAGUUUAAAAUGAAGUGGCAGUAUAAAGAAGAACACCCUUUUGAAAAGCGAAGGGCUGAAGGAGAGAAAAUAAGAAAGAAAUACCCAGAUCGAGUUCCAGUCAUUGUAGAGAAAGCUCCUAAAGCCCGCAUUGGUGAUUUGGACAAAAAAAAAUAUCUUGUGCCCUCAGACCUUACAGUUGGACAGUUUUAUUUCCUUAUUCGAAAACGAAUCCACCUGCGUCCAGAAGAUGCAUUGUUUUUCUUUGUCAACAAUGUAAUUCCUCCUACCAGUGCAACCAUGGGUUCUUUAUAUCAGGAACACCAUGAAGAGGACUUUUUCUUAUAUAUUGCCUAUAGUGAUGAGAGUGUCUAUGGAGUUUAGUAAGGAAGAAGUAUUUCAAAUUUAUAUGUCAAAAUUAUGUAAUAUUAUUUAAUAAAAUAAACCAGACAUUCACAAACAAAAGUGCUAUUAUCAUAUACCAUACUUUUAGUUAUAGCAACUUAUGUUAUAAAAUUUGCUUAGGUUACAUGUUAUAAAUAAUUCCUGUGUACUUUUUAACAUUUAGUUCAUGCUCUUCUGCUUGCAUGGCUCAAAAAAUUCUAUUCUUCAGUCAACGUGUAUAAACUCACAGUUCUGAAGAUUUGUUUUAUUACUAUGUAGUUUUAGUACAUUGCUCUCACCAUUUGAAUUUUUUAGCAUAAUUUGAAAAAGGUGCACAACUAUUUAUUUUCUCAAUGAUUUUAGCACAUUUUGUACAUAUAGUAGUUGGAAACUUUUUAUGAUGAUUACAAAUGCCUUGUAUAACAUAGCUCUUAUGUACCAUGUCAAAAAAACAACUAUAUAUAUAUAUAUACUGAUAUGACAACGUGUCAUUUCUUUAAGAAACAUUUCACUUUACAAAAAAGAUAAUGAUUUUCAAAUAAUCAAAUUUAAAAAUACUGAAAUGCAAAUUUUAAUGAGUGUAUGUAUUUUUUUCAGUUAUAGAUAAAUUUUAUUGACAUUCUACAUUUAAUUGUUGUCUUUAAGCAAAAGAAAUGUUUGUUGUUAGACAUUGCUGCAGAUUUUUCUGCAAAAGUUUAGCACGUUUAUUGUUUAAAGUUAUACACAUAUAUGUGUUCCUGCAGUUUGGUGAUAAUAUUUUUCUUUAACAAUAAACACUAGGACUUUAAGGCAUAUUGUUUUAAAAUGCUUUUUUCUUUACUGUAGAUGCUUUUACAAACAGUAUUAGUUUACGUUUUUCCAUGAUUACACAUAGUUUUCAGUUAAAAAUAUUUAAAAAUUAUCUUCAAGAGAAAACCACUGAAAAUGUUACUAUUGUUUUGGAGUUUAUCAAGCAUUAUGUUAUGAUAUUAUUUGUUAAAUCAUGAUAAUAUUUUAGGUGUCAUAAAUUUUUACAUAAAAUAAACAAUAGCAGGUGGAAAUCUAAUUAGAAAAAAUUUAAUAAAAUCUAAAAUGAAAAAAAAAUUUGCUUUCUUAAGGUAUCACUUAAAACAGUUUUGCUUUAAAAUUUUGAUGUUCAUGAAAUUGAAUUGUAUGUGUAACUACUGAUGGAAAAAUUAAAUAUGUAGUUAAAAUAUUGGC
This is a messenger RNA of Limulus polyphemus (Atlantic horseshoe crab), 1804 nucleotides long. Its product is annotated as gamma-aminobutyric acid receptor-associated protein. NCBI's taxonomy places the organism in Eukaryota, Metazoa, Arthropoda, Merostomata, Xiphosura, Limulidae. The transcript has 3 exons. Gene Ontology annotation, molecular function: GABA receptor binding; ubiquitin protein ligase binding. Gene Ontology annotation, biological process: cellular response to nitrogen starvation; autophagosome assembly; macroautophagy. The record is from RefSeq and is a predicted model, not a curated record. Bases 251 to 604 code for a protein of 117 amino acids. Gene Ontology annotation, cellular component: autophagosome; autophagosome membrane; cytosol.